Messenger RNA from Branchiostoma belcheri (Belcher's lancelet), 3155 nucleotides. RefSeq names its product coiled-coil domain-containing protein R3HCC1L-like. NCBI's taxonomy places the organism in Eukaryota, Metazoa, Chordata, Leptocardii, Amphioxiformes, Branchiostomatidae. Gene Ontology annotation, biological process: spliceosomal snRNP assembly. The record is from RefSeq and is a predicted model, not a curated record. Gene Ontology annotation, cellular component: spliceosomal complex. Gene Ontology annotation, molecular function: RNA binding.
AUGUGGUAUAGCCCGGGGAUCAAGCUGGCUGUGUUCUUGGAAGACCGAUAUCUGACGGGACAAGACGCUCAGUUCGUUGACCUUGUUACAGAGGACUUGGAGAGAUUUCUUGAGGUUGGAGAUGAAACAAGAGUGUUGGUAUUCCCAGCAGUGAACAACUUCCACCGUUUCCUGAUUCACAAGACAGUUGAUGACUUCUCCUCGCUGGCCAGCUACUCUGUGGGGCAGGGGGAGGAGCGCAGGACUGUGGUCUGUUUCCUGUCCAUCAGGAAGAUGCCAGGGGAAUUAGAGCCAUCGAAAGAGAAGAAAAUGGCACAAGAUUGGCGCAGGGGUCAAAGGGCACAAGAGUUGGAUUGCGAAGAUGACCGGACACAGAGCAUGCCCAGUAGAACCUCAGCCGGAACAUCACAGGCUGAGACUCCUGCUCGGACUAGAGACAGACGAACCAGGAGACCAGAGGUACAGAUGUAUGUGCCCCGCCCCAUGAGAAACAGGCUGAAGAAACAAGAGGACACCAUCAACCCACCAGGGGCAGGUUCUGCUGACGCUAACCAAUCAGGAAAAGAAAGGGGAGCAUCUGAAAUAAAAGACAAGAAGACAAGACAGCAAAGUAAAGGUAGACAAGAGCGAGAAACUUUAAAUGAAAGAGGAGAAAAAUUUCAGAAGAGUCACAGAGAAAGCACGCCAACGAGAUCAAAGAAACACAGAUCAGCUAAGGAGCACACACAAUGCAAUGACAGAGGGAAGAUAGAUGAUGGACUAAGGCAGAGGGAGACAAAAGAACUAGCUAAUGUAAAACCUAACUCACACAGGAAUGACAGACAAGUAUGUAGAAAAGAGAGAGAAAAUGUCAAGAAAACAGCUGAGAUUGCAAGGUCAACAGAAGAAGAACUGACACAGCCCUGUGCCGUGGCAGCAGCUUCCUAUUGUGAUGAAACAGAAACUCUGCAAAAUUCAAAGCAUUUGCACCUCCCUGAGCAGAUGGUAGCAUUCAAGGAAACUCCAGGGAAAGAUGAGACAAAGGAUGUUUCAAAUGUGUACUCACUUGAAGAACGGCAAGUCAUUGAAGAUUCCGACACUUUAAGACAAGAGAAUGUUAUCGGUUCCACUGGUUCUAAAUCUGCUGAAGGUACUUCCUCACCCAAAGUCCCAAAUAAUGAAGGACAGAGUUUCUCUAGCUUUGACAUGCAAAGAAAGGCUACCUCUGUGUCUACAGAUGUCAGAAUGUCUUUUGAGGAUGAUUCAGGAAAGACAGAAUUGUGUAAUGAAGUAGUUCUAAAGGAUCGACUCACAGAGACUAAAAAUCUGUCCAGCAAAGAGUACCAAGGUGAUCAGUCCCACGCACCUGAGCAAACAUUUAAUGGCAUUGAUAUUGACAGUGGUCUAACUGUAACAAAAGGAAUAGAGACAGAGGUGGAAGCAAACCUGGCACCACCAGCUACAUCCACACAGCUGGCUGGAGACAAAACUCCAAAUAUUAAACAUGUUCCUGCUGACACCAGAAAUGUUACUGACGGUGAAGAUAUGACGCCUGGUAGUGAAACUCCUUACCCAGAAGAAAUAGCUUCAAGCUCAAGAGCAGGGGAAUACACUGGUCUCACAGACAAACAAAAUUCUGACUAUACUGAAGAAAAUACACCUCCAGAACUAACACCACCAGAAAACAGCCUUGCUCAGAAAAGCCCCAGGUAUCAUGAAAAUGAUGAUGAGGAUAACAGUGAGGAAUUCUGGGAUGCAGCAAUGGAUCCUGAAGAUGAUGAUGUCAUGACAGGAGAGCAGGAGGCCAGCUGUGAGGAUGGACAGAAGGGCGUGGCUGUUGCCAUGGAAACAGAUGAAGACAGCUGGGAUGCCAUGUUUGAUGAUGAUGGGGAAUGUCUCAAUCCUGAUCAGAUGAAAGAGUUACUGGCGGGUGUUAAGACAGUUAAGGUGACAACACAGAAACCUAAACAUGACUACUGGAACUGGAAACCCAAGGAAGUCCAGCUGGAGGAAGGAUAUGAACAUAUUGUGGAACUAUCUGACUUUCCAUCUGAAUUCAAGACACCAGAUCUUGUCUCCGCCCUGGCAGAAUUCCAAUCUCAGGGCUUCAACAUAAAGUGGGUGGACGACACUCAUGCGUUGGCAGUGUUUUCCACAUGUGCAGUGGCAAGAAGAGCUUUACAAAUAACAAACCCACUACUAAGAGUUAAGCCCAUGUCUGAGGCAACUGAACAGUCUAAGAAAAAGGCCAAGAAUUGUGCAGACGCUUCCAGCUUGGCUCUCAUCUCCCUGCGUUUCAUGAUGCGGUGGUACUGCUUACCAUUCACAUACAGGGGCUCUUCUUCUGGAUCCCAGCCUGUAGUCUGCCUCACUGCAGUCAUGUGGAGUUGUGCUGCAGUCAAGCUGACUGCAGAAGUGCAGCUGAAUGGCAACAGGAAGGUGUCUGGUAUCCUGCGAGGGUUCGACCCCUUCAUGAACCUGGUGAUUGAUGAGUGUGUGGAACUCCGAGGCAACGAGAGGCAGAGUAUCGGCAUGGUGGUGAUUCGUGGCAACAGUAUCAUAAUGUUGGAAGCCCUAGAAAGAGUUGUCUGAGCUUACGCCAUGGAGACGCUAUGGUGGAAGGGUUUCAGCAUUCAAGGGGCCAACCUGGAACAGACUUUAGUACUUUACUCCUUAGUUAGAUCUUGCUAUGGACAAUAUUGCUAACAUUCGCAUUGUGUUUAGUAACUGUACUUGGAUACUGUACAAAUUUUUGACAAGAAGGAUCCUAGGAAUUAUGGAAUUUAGUUUGUUCUUUCUUGUUUCAAAUCAGAAGAUCAUGUAAAACCUGAUACAGUUCUACCGAUAGUAGAUCAUGGAUGAAGAUAAACUGUACAUGUCAUCAAUAACUUCUGUGUAGAAGAGCAGUCUUCAUGUUUAAAAGUAGAGAAGUCUAUUUUAGCUGUAUUUUCAUUGUCGAGUAUUAGAAAUGCGUAAUUUUCAAGAUAUCACUGUUCCAAGUUGUUUGCUAUGGGUUUUUUGUGUACAUGAGGACGUUUAAGAUAUGUUUUUGUAUUGCUGUAAACUUACCAGCAAGGACGUUUGCUUAAGAAACUUGAAUUGUACCACUUUUGAUACUAGUACUUGAAGAGAUGUAACCUUAUGGGCAUAUUUUAAGUACAAAAAUGGUAUGACAA